GAAAGUUACAUCCGGAUGCGUUGGAUGUAUGACAUUUCAUUCACAAAGGCUCAGUUGGCGAAGCCCUUGCAAACCCUAGAUAUUCCUCCCUCUUCGUUGGUAGUACUCUUUCUCUGCUUUGCGCUUUCACCAUCGCCCCUCUGUGCUGCGUUUCCUUGCUGCUCAGUCACCAUGUCGCUCAUUGCGGGCGAGGAGUUCCAGCACAUUCUUCGUGUUCUGAAUACCAACGUCGAUGGGCGUCAGAAGAUUAUGUUUGCCCUAACCUCCAUCAAGGGAGUCGGGCGUCGUUUUGCUAACUUGGUGUGCAAGAAGGCUGACGUCGACAUGAGCAAGAGGGCCGGCGAGCUUUCCGCAGCAGAGCUGGAGAACUUAAUGGUGAUAGUUGCUAACCCUCGCCAGUUCAAGAUUCCAGAUUGGUUCUUGAACAGGAAAAAAGACCACAAAGACGGUCGCUACUCCCAGGUUGUAUCUAAUGCCUUGGACAUGAAGCUCAGGGAUGACCUUGAGCGUCUGAAGAAGAUCAGGAACCACCGUGGUCUUCGUCACUACUGGGGCUUGCGAGUACGUGGUCAACACACGAAGACAACUGGACGUCGUGGAAGGACCGUCGGUGUGUCUAAGAAGAGAUAGAGUAUUCGUUAUGUAUCGGUUCGGAGUGUUAUAUUAAAAAGUCGCAGUUUUAAUGCAACUCCUUCCUUUGUCGAA
Physcomitrium patens is the source of this 705-nucleotide messenger RNA. The record is from RefSeq and is a predicted model, not a curated record. NCBI's taxonomy places the organism in Eukaryota, Viridiplantae, Streptophyta, Bryopsida, Funariales, Funariaceae.